GUCAAACCGAACGCGCGCGUAUACGUAGCCUCUCCGGUUGGUGGCGUGUCUCCCUGUUUCUUCAAACUUCUCCUACUCGGACCCAAACGUGUGCUUCAUUACGAUACAGGUCGUGUGUAAAAGCAAGUCUGGUGUAAAUAAAACGUGAUCUGAACACAAACUAAAAUCCAUUACAAAAAAAACCUAAUUGAAUUGAUUAACCAUUAACAAGUGUAAUCACAUGUGAAGUAAGAUUCAAACAAAAAACGAUAAAAAAUGUGUGAGUAGAUGUGCACAAAAAAAAAAAUCAAACACACCCGUACAUGAUGAUGUUCCAUAUGGAUGCAAUUUUCAGUAGUGAACGUUUCGAUCGAUCCAGCCAAUAUGAAGGCCGAAGUUUGGCUAGGUGCUGGGAUGUUAGUGUACAAAUAGUGCCCAUGCACCAAGUGUAAACCCUUCCCUGUGCCGUGCAGUUAAGAAGAAAGCUAAGAAAUUUCUUACCCUCGGUACCCCCCCCCCCCCUCCUUCCUCUCCCCUGUAUCCUCAUCUUGCCGGCCAUCGUACCCUUUCCGGAUAAUGCCAUUGCGAAAGUAUCGACUAGUCUCGUCCGUGAGCAAUAACGGCACCAGUAGCAGUAGCGCUAACACCUACAGUGGUAGUCCCAGCAGUGGCACGUUCACCCUCACGUCCACGAUAACGACCCUGGCGAGUGCGGCCGGUGGCGCCAGUCCGGCGUCCAUCGGACAACAUCACCAUCACCAUCAUCUUCACCAUCAGGCAGCGCAACAGCAGCCACACUUACAGCUACAAACGGCCAACGUGGCCGUUCUUCAAUCACGUCCACGACAGCAGACGCAGCAGCAACAGCAGCUAUCCAAUACCCAUCAUUACCAUCACCAUCAUCACCAUCAUCAUCACCAGCAACAGCAGCAACAGCAGCAACAGUUAUUACAGCAAGGAUCACUUACUACGGUACAGGGACAAACGCGACUAGCGACACAUUAUACUGCGCACCAGCAGCAACUUCAGCAUCAUACGCAACAGCAGCAGCAGCAACAAGAACAGCAUCAACAGGCGGUUACUCUUGGACCUCAUCAAACCCACCAUCACCAUCAGUCGGUACCGGUGCAAAUCCUUCAAACUGUACCGGCAGCGGCACCGCCCAUUGUAGACCCUUUGCCCCUCUGUCUGGAUGCUAACGGGACGUAUCUCUGCACGUCCUACAAUCCCCGCUGCUACAUCAUUCAAAAGCUCACUCCAACACCGGUCAGUUGCAUUACUUAUGAGGUGACACCUAUCGCUGCACCACUGGUAGCUCAACCCACAGUACUGACCGCAUCCAAUCUAUCAGCACCGUCGGUGGUGGCCACUGCUGGACCAUCCGUUCAAACGAUUGCUAGCGUUGAUGAACUACUUACCUACAACAAAGCUACUGCUAUACCACUAGUAGCUACAGUUGGUAGCUCCGGUCUGGAACUAACGGCUUUAGCGCCUGAUCCCAGCAACAGUGGUGCUGGUAGUAGUAGUAACCAGCAUCACCACUAUACCAUCGGAAGUGAGGAAGAAGCUUCAGCAUCAGUAGCUGAAACUGGUAGCUUACUAUCGAUAGUGAACCGAAUCGAAGGGAAUCGUAGCGUUGCGAAAUGCAAUAGCAGCCAUGGACAGGAUUCGGGAUAUGUGAACACAAAGGUGAAAAAAGACCCGACUAAUGCUGUUAGCAGAAGGGUGUGUGCAGUUAUUCACACUCCAAACGAUAACCAGACUGUUUCUAGGUGUGAUACUGGAUCUGUGAGUGCCAUCGGAAUAAAUGCUGGUAGUGAACUACUUAGCACCACAGAAGCGAUCAGAACGGGUGCGGAUUUAAGUGCAAACGCGAGUGCAAAAACCAGCAGUGAUAACGGUAGUAAUAGUUUUAAUCAUAGUGGAAGUGUACUAUCUUGUGCCAAUACAAUCUCGGAUCAGCAGCAUCAGUUAGCCGGUGAUGACAGUGCUCAUCGUAUCAGCAAUUCGCUAAUGACAAAAGUACAACGGAUCGUACAAACGGCUGGCACGGGCGGAUCAAUCACUUCUACAAGUGGACGUCUUGAAGGCUUCGUGCUGAUGAAUGGUGGUGACAACACAACAGGCAAACUGUCCGCAAACGUUUCGAGCGCGAUUUAUUCAGCUCCCGGUGUGGGAGCGGUCGCCGCUACAGCAACCACACCGACAACGGCAAGCACAAUCAUAACCAGCGGAAUGUCCAGUAUGACGAUCGUAUCCCAGCAGCAGCAACAAACACCACCAGCGACGGUGGAUUACAGCACCCUGAACGGAACCGGAACCACCUCGGUCGGUGUUGCGAAUGAAGCUCCUUCGGCAGCCGCCACACCGGAGUACUACGCCGAAGGAACCACACCGACAGCUGGCAAUGCGACGACGCCAGUUACCAAUGCUGCAGCAGUAGCCACGGCAAACACUAGUAAUAAUAGUUAUAGCACUCCUGCCCUCGUCAGUAGCCAUCCGCCGAGCAGCAACAAUAAUGGCGCCAGUAACAAUACGCAAUCAGCGAUGGUUGACGGUGGUAGUGCGAUAGUCACGACCACCCCAAUCAACGCCAUCGACGCCGGUAAGGUGAUGUGGGACGGCGGGAUGGUGCCACCGGUUCACAACAGCAGUGCCGGUGGCGGUAACAUUGUUUCCAGUGAUAACAACAAUCCCCUAGAGAUGCCUUUAGAUCAGCUGAAGCAACUGCUGCAAACACAGCUUGAUUAUUAUUUUUCGCGAGAAAAUCUUGCGAACGACACAUAUCUCCUGACACAAAUGGACAACGAUCAGUACGUGCCAAUCUGGACCAUUGCGAACUUCAAUCAAGUGAAGAAGCUUACCAAGGACAUUAAACUGAUAACGGAGGUGCUGCGGGCAUCGCCGAACGUACAGGUAGACGAGGAAGGCCUAAAGGUGCGCCCGAACCAUAAACGGUGUAUCGUGAUAUUACGUGAAAUAUCGGACAACACGCCGGUCGAGGACGUUAAGAACAUUUUCCAAGGCGAAAAUUGUCCGCGCUUUAUUUCGUGUGAAUUUGCCCACAACAACUCAUGGUACGUUACGUUCGAAUCGGACGAAGACGCCCAGCGAGCGUACCGAUAUUUACGCGAGGACGUGAAAGAAUUUCAGGGGAAGCAAAUCAUGGCACGAAUAAAGGCCAAACCAAUGAACCGGUUACCGAUCACCCCGGUAGGCGGUGUACCAAUGAAAAACGGACUGAACGGUUUCAGGACGACGCCGCCGCCGGGUACGGCUGUACCGCCAGCAAACGUGGGUGGUGUCAUUCAACCGACUGCAGCUUCGGCAGCGGCGGCAGCUGCGGCCGCUGCAGCGGCUGCUGGUGUUUCAACGGCAACCUACGAUCCGGUAGGAACAGCAACAGUGAAUGCAUUAGCUGCGUACUCCAGCACCCAGCGAUACAUACUGCAGCACAAUGCACCGCUGCAGCAGGGUUACAAUACUGCGGUUCAUAUGUUUCCAUUCCAGCAACCGCCAUUGUACAGCGGAUUUAUGCCAUCGUGGCAGCCCGCCCAGGGCAAUUACUUUGAGAUGAGCCCGUACAUGACCAAUGGAAUGCAGCCGGUGACGGUGUAUUCAACCGGCGGAAGCACAACGGCUAGUGGUGGAAGUGGUGCGGCCGGUGGCGGUAAACAGCAGAACGGCAGGUACGGUGGUGUGCCGGGUGGUGGUGGUAGUGGCGGUGGCCACCGUCAAAAUCCUCGCAGCAAACGCCAAUCACAGCAGCAGCAACAGCACGGAGGCCUUGCCAAUAACGAUGGUCAAUCGGUAACAACGAACAAUAGUGUCACCGGUUCAACCGGUGGUAUGCAUCGGCAACAGUCGAGCUACCAGACGCAAAGCGCAGGUAGUGCCGGUGUUUCCACGUCUGCCGGUGUGCAGUCUCAGGUAGCCACUACCUAUCAGGCAUCUGCGGCGGCGGCGGCGGCGGCGGCUGGGGGAGGGGGUGGUAAAAGUGCUGGUCUGCUCGGUGGUAAACCUUCCACGGCUGGUACGACGGCGGGCAUGACGGCAAUACCGGCCAUUGGUGGCAAUACGGUAUACGUUCCCCAGUAUCCGCACUACGUCGCUGCACCGCUGCAACAUCAGCAGCAGCAACAACUCUACAGCGGCCAACAUCAACAGCAGUCCGAUGGUGGAGCGAUGGAGCAAAUUGUGCGGGAUAUGCAGCGACAGCAUUUGUACGAUGAAGACGGUACACCCGUCGGUGCCAACACAGUACUGGUGUUGCCAACCUAUGCUGCAACCGGUGGCGGUGGUACCGGUGGAAGCGGUGCUGGUGGUGGUGGAGGUGGUCGCAAAAAUUCCAACACCAACGCCACGAAUGCUACCAUCAUGUCAAUCGAGAGUACCCAGCAACAGCAGCAGCAGCAGCAGCAGCAGCAACAACAACAAUCGUGGGUACCGAAUCAACCGCGACGGAAUCCUCGCCGAAGGAAGGACGAGAUGAUGAUGUCAGGGGAUGGUGGCAACAACAGUGGUGUUGCGAACGUUGCCGGCAUGUACGGUACUGGUGGCGGGGGUAACAUGCGUCACAAUACGGCCUAUAGUAGCAGCAGCAGCAGCAACAAUAAUAACGGUAGCAGCAACAACGGUGCAGCCAAUGUGAAUAAUACCAGUAGCAAUAAGGUUAUCAUGCAUACAACUAGUCUGAACCAAUUGACGCCUUCCACUGGCGGUGGGGGCGGAGGUAAUGGUGGCGGUAAAUACCAGGGCCGCGGGGGUGGUGGACGCGGCAGUGAUAAUAAUGGAUAUGUCGGUGGCAUGAUGGUACCAGAUCAUCACGGUGGUGGUGGAUACCAUUCGCAAGCGCAUAACAACGCAACCCAUCAUCAAAGUCGGAAUGCGGCAGGUGCGACCGCAACACCAACCGGUGGUUUACUCGAUUCCAGUUCUUCCUUUCAGCAACAGCAUGGUGCUGGUAGCGCAGGAGGAGGAGGAGCUCAAAAUCAGCAAUUGGGUCAGCAACAAUUGCAACAAAUGGAGGAUAUGAUGCAUCAUCGGCAGCAGCAGCAGCAGCAGCACCAACAGUAUCACCAGCAUCAAAUGAAUCAACAAACUCACCUAAGCCAUCACCAACAACAGCUGCAAACGCACCACCCAUCGUCCGCUGGUGCGAGCAAUCAUCAAACGCAGCACAACAAUAACAGCAACAACCACGGCCAUCAUAAUCAGCAGGGAGCGGGUAAAUCGCAGUCCCAGCAUCACCAGCAGCAGCAACACCAUGUGUUGCAGCAAUCUGCUCAUCAAGUACACACGCAGCAACAAUCCCAGGGCACUACUGCUUCGCAACAUCCUCACCAUUACCAGCAGCAGCAGCAACAAAAUCAGCAUCAUCAACAAACCGUGGGUGGUGCAGGAGGAUCGACAAACGUUGGUAGUGGCAAUGGUAACAGUGGCAACAGUUCAGCCACCAGUUCCAACAACACCAACGCCUCUAACACUUCCCACACCAGCAGUACCAGUGUUCAGUUCGAUCUCGAACCAGCGGCAUUUCCGCCUCUUCCCGGUCACGAAGGAAGAAGCAUUAUCUCUACCGGUACGUCCACAAGUGGUAGUGGUGGUACUGUCGGAAACAAUACCACUGCAGGUAUAGGACGUUCAGGUACCAAGGGAGGAAGUGGAGGAGGAGGAGGCGGAAAUGCUUCCUCCUCGACACACAGCCAAACGGCACAUCACCAGUCUGGCGGUGGUGCAAUCGCAAGUAAUGCUUCCGGUGGAAGUUCCAGUGCCAGUUCCUCAUCUACCGCCGCAGCUCAUCGGUGUGAUGGGCAGACGGAAGGAGGACACACAUCUAACAUUGCCGUAACCGGUGCGGGUACCGUGGUUUCCAGUGGUGGUGUGCCAUUAGCUACCGGUGCACCGCCACCACCGCCAGUCGUAUCGGCCUGGGGUGAAAAUCAUCGGUUAGCGGACGUUGUCAAGGGUACGGCGAAGGGUGUCCGGCCGCCGGGUGCUGCAACGGUGGCGGCAAUCGUGGCCGGAACAGCCACUGUACCGGUUGUUUCCGCGAACAGUAGCAGCAGUAGCAGCAACGAGCUUAGCCUCGGUAGGAAUAGUACGGUCGAGGCGAAAUCAAACGAAUCCGGUCCAACGAAUGGCGCUUCUGGUGCGUCGGCAAAUACUAGUAAUCAGCAUCAAAAUAAUCAUCUACCUGUGAUAAAGGGCAGCACGAAUGUCUCAACGAACGGUGGCAGUCAAACUGCAACCUUGUCCGCCUCCUCCUCUUCCACAUCCUCUGCGACACCAUCGGUUGCCAAUACUUCUGUGCCGACUGCUACUAAUACCGUCGCCGCCGCUGCUACUACUACCGCAGAUAAAUCUACAAAGACUGACGUAUCGUUGUUGCAAAUGGCGGCACCCGUUAGUACUGCGUCAACGACGACUCGGGCAAUUUCCACUACUACGCUAGAUAACGCUACUAGCGGAUCGUCCUCCGCCUCGGUGGUAAAGGGAGAAUCAAUGACUGCUCCCGCACCACCCACGACGGCCAAUGCGGCCACGAUGACAUCGACUGAUUUCACUACCAAAUCCUCCUCCGCCUCCGUUGCGUCGCCCGCAACGGUGGCUUCGUCGAGAAAAUCGACCUCAACUGCUGCCACCAAUACCGUUCAGCAACAGCAAGCGCCCAACGCUGGCGGAAAAUCGUCCAACACCACGGUACCACCUCCACCACCGCCGACAUUUUCACUGCAAAACCACCCGCCGUUAGUUCCGCACGAUAGUGGUACGAGCGGCAGCGCUAGUACGGCCACUGUUGUGGUGGCCCCUCAGGUACGGCUAAGCUAUGCCCAGGUAGCGCAGCAUCUGGCCGAACAAAGCAAGGACAAGGAACAGCAGCAGCAGCAGCAGCACGCUGCUGCUCUUUCGUCCCAUAGUCAUGGUAGCGAUAAGGCGACUGUCCCUGCAAUGGGCAACACUAGCAGCACACCCACCGCAUCAGUAUCAGGUGGAGCGGAGAAAGAGAACAGUAGUAGUGGGGGAGUUGUCGGUAGUUCUGUGUCGGCUACAGAAAGUAAUGUUUCGUCGGUUGCAGUGGGUACGACAGGAGCAGGCUCAUCUUCCACCGGUGCUACCGUUACGCACGGUACCACCAGUGGUGGUGCGGCUAGCGCAACAGGACCGGCGAGUAACAACUCCGGAGGAUUUAUAGGAGUUGGAAGCAAGCGAAAGGAUUCAGGAUCCAGAGGCUCGGGUACGGGCGCAACAGCGCAACACCAUCACGGCGAUGGCUUUCGAGAACAACGAGAUACGCGCUACAAUCAACAACACGGUGCGGGUGGAAACACCCAUGCACGCAACUCCAAAGAUUACCGUCAGUCUUCCGGUGGUGGCGGCCACACCAACGCCGUCGGAUCUUCCCUCCAUGCUGCCGGUGGGCUAAGAAAUGCCACUGCAGAACAAAACAAUAACAAUCACGCGCAGCAUCACCAAGGUGGUGGUGGCGGUCGAAAUGCCGGAAGUUCGAGCAACAACAAUAAUACCGGUGGAGGAGGUACAGCAAAGUCGCUUUCUGCUGGUGGAGGUGGCGGUGGUGGUGGUGCGCGAGCGGUACGCUCGCAUCAGCUUAAGGACUAUCAGCCGCACCAGCAAACCCACCAGACACACCCGCGCAGUCCCAAAUGAUGGCGCUUAAUAUGGAUCUAAAAUGUGCGUGGCACCGAACAAAUUCCUCUCACUCAACACAACGCAGAGUGAUGAUGUGUGGACAGUAUCAUGCAUCAUCAUUGCAAGAGCUUCAUUAUGGUACAGUUUUUGGGAGUAUUGUUUGACUCGAUUCGGUUUUUUGGUAUGAAAAUCGUAGGUCUUUAGCGAAAGUAGCGAUAUGGCGUGUGGUGUAUGUGUGUAUAUUGCAGGGCUCUAUAAUGCACUUAUCACGUUGGGAAAGCAGAACCCGCGGAGGACGUAGUGAGAUCGCUUUUCUUUAGCGAUAAUAUGCGUUUUUCAUCACAGGUAAGAGUAAAUCAUGGUUUCAUGAUUUCUCGCUUGCUUUUUUACGACUAAUUCCGAAUGCAAUUCUAAAAGAGGAAUUACAACAUGAUUUUCUAGCAAACAAAAUUUGUGAAAAGAAUUGCUUCAUGAAAUGAAUAUGUGAUUGUAAGCUAUGUGUAACUUUGAUCUAAUUGAACGUUGUACAUAAAUGUUCCCACAAUCCCAUUGACAGCUCUUUUGAUUUCGGGACUGUUACUUUCGGUGUAGCGUAACUACGCUGCAGUAGAAGAAUGAAAUAGACAAAACCACGCACGGUAAUCAAUUAAAAUAAUGCUCAGGAUGUUCUACGAGAAUAGUAAACGAAAAAAAACAUUAUUCGAAUCUCAAAGUAAAGAAAAAUCACAUUAAUUCGUGGUACAUAAUUGAAUUAUGCAAAGUUGUCAAUAUAACUUUAUAAUGAUGUUUUGGAAGCAAUGGUUGUAACUCCGUCUUGUUUGAAAACCUGUUCUUUCCUUCAUCGGUGUUUUCAUUGGUUCUAAACCCAACGGUUCUGCUUGUCCGUUAGGUUAUUUUGUUGUUAGCAGCCCAGUAUCCAGGGGGCCCUGUGGAUGAGUGUUAACGUUAUGUUAAAAGCUCUCUGUUAUACCCUUGUGCACCAUUUAAUAUUCGAUCUGUGGUAUGGUUUACUUUAAAAAUAGUAAACCAACCCUUGCAAUAUACACAAAUACCAAAACCAUACAACCAUUAACCCAUACGAACAAAGGGUAUCAGUUCAAUUAUAAGGGAAAGUGAGAGAAGGAGAUAAAGAAAGAAAGGGAGAGAAAGAAAGAGAGAGAGAGAGAGAGAGAGAGAGAGAGAGUUGUCCAGUAGGUUGUCCAUUUGUUUUAUUGUUUAUUUUUGUUUGCAUCAUUUCUAUGUACGUGUGUGCGUAUAUGCUUGGGUGUCAACAUAAUGUUUAUAUCAAAGCAUGCAAAGAAUAAAGCGAAAGAAUAGCGCAUUAGCACUAUUAUGUCCAUGAUAAGAAAAAGAUAACUGCGCUUAUUUCGGCAAAAUGUUUGAUCUGGUUAGUCUCUUUCGGGAAACAGCGCUGAACUUCAAAAGACAGGGAACACACACACACGUAUAUAAAUGGAAAUAUUUGUUUUUUUAAAGCUAUUAAUAUUAUUAUUAUUAUUACUAUUAUUAUUAUUUGUUUCUACAGAGUUACGUUACGUUUUUUUGAUUCCUCUCUGCAAUUAUGCGCGAUAUAGAGAUGGGAAGUGGAGACACUCGAUUAUCCGCUUUGCAACUUAUCAUUAUUGACUUUAUUAAUUAAUACUAUUAUUCUUAUUGCUAUUCUUAAAACGAUAUGAUUGGUAUAACAUUUAAACUUAUUGAUACCAUUGUAUUGCAGUUCGUUGUUAAUUUGUUGAUAAUCGAUAGUGUGAUGGGUACAUAAGGGAAAAAGGGAAAGCAUGCGUUAAGGAAACGAGGGAGGACGGGAAGGAAUUGUUUGCACACACACAUACACACAGAGCAAAAAAAAACAACUGAAAGUGAAUGUGAAGUAUGGUGUGUGGACAUGAGAGAUAGGAAAAGCAAAACACAAAAACGAGCGCAAAGUGUUCCAAAACAAAACAGAAAACCAACAAAACAAACAAAAAAAACUGUUACUAAAAAGCUGUGUGUUUUAUAGUGUUAAUGUUGCGCUAUACAGAGUAAAAAAAUGGAUGCAAAGAAGAUGAUGCACACUCAAUCCAGACACGCAAUGCAUAUAAAUAUAUAUAUAUUCUCUGUUCGUUAUACCUGUAUAUAAACAAAACAAAAGAAUUGCGGUGCACAUAUGUUUGCUCCCGUUCAGUUGCCCGGUCUAAACCAAGUGCACUAGUUAAUAGGAGAAUCCUGGAUUUAGUUUAUAAGUAAACUCUUGUGUAAGCUCGGUUUAGUGGAUAGUUUAAGGUGUGCGUCGAAAUGAAGUUGCCUGAGUUUGAUGGAGAGGAACACACUAAGACCAGCAUAGGAAAACAGAAGAGGGGAUAGGGUUUAAGCAAGCUACUGCCGUCAAUAUUGCUAACACACAAAAUAGACAAACACACACACACACAAACAGAGACAUAGACACCUGUUAGUGAAAGUUGAAGUGAAAUAGUUCAUAGAUUGAGCAGUAAAAAAGUACGGCGAUGAGGAAGUAGUGAAUAAACUAAGCUAGUGAUCCAUCCGCAGCUGAAGAAUAAGAGAACGCUGUUAAUACAAAAACUUACUUUUGCUAUUGAAAACAGAGAAAAGGUAAAAAAAUCCCCAUUCCUAUCUUUGGAGAGAGAGAGAGA
Messenger RNA from Anopheles funestus (African malaria mosquito), 10259 nucleotides. RefSeq names its product la-related protein Larp4B-like. Gene Ontology annotation, molecular function: mRNA 3'-UTR binding. The transcript is spliced from 9 exons. The record is from RefSeq and is a predicted model, not a curated record. Gene Ontology annotation, biological process: positive regulation of translation. Gene Ontology annotation, cellular component: cytoplasmic stress granule; cytosol. Lineage: Eukaryota; Metazoa; Arthropoda; Insecta; Diptera; Culicidae. Bases 556 to 7647 code for a protein of 2363 amino acids.